Molecule: messenger RNA, 7491 nt
Organism: Choloepus didactylus (southern two-toed sloth)
Lineage: Eukaryota; Metazoa; Chordata; Mammalia; Pilosa; Megalonychidae
Gene: DCX
Product: doublecortin
Exons: 7
Coding region: 84-1184 (366 amino acids)
Biological process (GO): photoreceptor cell development; axoneme assembly; neuron migration
Cellular component (GO): axoneme; neuron projection
Molecular function (GO): microtubule binding
Source: RefSeq, a predicted model, not a curated record
AAAGGCAUAGAGAGAUUGGUUUUCUUUCUCUCGGCAUCUCCACCCAACCAGCAGAAAACCGGUCUCUGAGAUUCCACCAAAAUAUGGAACUUGAUUUUGGACACUUUGACGAAAGAGAUAAGACAUCCAGGAACAUGCGAGGCACACGGAUGAAUGGACUGCCUAGCCCCACUCACAGUGCCCACUGUAGCUUCUACCGAACCAGAACCUUGCAGGCACUGAGUAAUGAAAAGAAAGCCAAGAAGGUACGUUUCUACCGCAAUGGGGACCGUUACUUCAAGGGGAUUGUGUACGCUGUGUCCUCUGACCGUUUUCGCAGCUUCGACGCCUUGCUGGCUGACCUGACUCGAUCUCUGUCUGACAACAUUAACCUGCCUCAAGGAGUGCGAUACAUUUACACUAUUGAUGGAUCCAGAAAGAUUGGAAGCAUGGAUGAACUGGAGGAAGGGGAAAGCUAUGUCUGUUCCUCAGACAACUUCUUUAAAAAGGUGGAGUACACCAAGAAUGUCAAUCCCAACUGGUCUGUCAAUGUGAAGACAUCUGCCAAUAUGAAAGCCCCUCAGUCCCUGGCUAGCAGCAACAGUGCCCAGGCCAGGGAGAACAAGGACUUUGUACGCCCCAAACUGGUGACCAUCAUCCGCAGUGGGGUGAAACCUCGGAAGGCUGUCCGCGUGCUUCUGAACAAGAAGACGGCCCACUCAUUUGAGCAAGUCCUCACUGAUAUCACUGAAGCCAUCAAACUGGAGACUGGGGUUGUCAAAAAACUCUACACUCUGGAUGGAAAACAGGUAACCUGUCUCCAUGAUUUCUUUGGUGAUGAUGAUGUGUUUAUUGCUUGCGGUCCUGAAAAAUUUCGCUAUGCUCAAGAUGACUUUUCUCUGGAUGAAAAUGAAUGCCGAGUCAUGAAGGGAAACCCAUCAGCCACAGCUGGCCCAAAGGCAUCCCCAACACCACAGAAGAAUUCAGCCAAGAGCCCUGGCCCUAUGCGCCGGAGCAAGUCUCCAGCUGACUCAGGUAACGACCAAGACGCAAACGGAACCUCCAGCAGCCAGCUCUCUACCCCCAAGUCUAAGCAGUCUCCCAUCUCUACGCCCACCAGUCCUGGCAGCCUCCGGAAGCACAAGGUAGACCUGUACCUGCCUCUGUCCUUGGAUGACUCUGACUCCCUUGGGGAUUCCAUGUGAAGGAGAAAAAGUGUUCAGAGUCCAGAGUACAAAUCCAAGCUUAACAUUACAGUAGAGUACUUCUGCUCAAGUAUCCAAUAGUGCUAUUGGUGCUUUCAACUUUUUAUCUUUUUGUUUUUGUUUUUGUUGUUAUUUUUCAAAAACACAUUGUAAUACAUUGGUUUCAUUUUCCUGUGAUAUCUCCUCUGGGCCACUGAUCCACAAUUACCAAUUAUGAGAGAUAGAUUGAUAACCAUCUUUGGGGUAACACUACAGGGAUGCAAAACAUGCUAGUCUAUGACCUUUCUAUUGAAUGCUUAGGCACGUGCAUUAUUUUUCCCAUCUUGCUUCAUUCAUAUACUACAGUCUUCUUUCUGUAGAUGGCUGUUUAUGUACAUGGUACUUAAAAUGUGUGUGUGGGGAAAAAAGCUCAUUGGCGGAUCCAAGAGUGACAAACACGAGUGUCCCUUGUCUCUGGAUCUCAAGAAUGCUGGAGAAUCAUGGGAGUAAGGUGAGGCAGCUCCCAAACCUCCCUCUUCACUCCUAAUUGAUCCCCCAGUUUCUUGUCUAGCACCAAUUCUGGCUGUCAAGGGGGAGAAACACCAGCAACUUGUAAUCCUGACAGCAGAUGCUUAGGACCCCAGUGCAGGGCUAAUUAAAAAAGACUAGGCAUAAUUGGGAACUACUGCCUUUUUUUCAGUAGUUUAUAAAGCACAGUGUAUUCCUUGUCAACUUCUCCAGUGGGGCAAUUUGAAAUCAAUAAGCAAUUGAUAUGAGUUGAGGAGGGUGAGGUAUUUUGUAUACCUGAUUCUUCUAAGAGUCUGUCUAACAUGCCGAGUUAUUAAUACAACAAUAUGGUAUCAAUCUAUCUCUGUUCUAUUGAAUGCCUUGUAAACAGCCAACACUGAAAACACUGUGAGAAUUUGUUUUCAGGUCUGACACCUUUUGGUCGCCUUUUAUAGCAAGAAACCAAUAUCCUUUUUAUAAAAACUAGUGUCUGUAUUUUAGGAGCAAACUCCUUCACGCUCUUUUUAUAAACUGGUGAUUUUUCUUUUGUCUAAAAAACAUGCAGAAAAUUUACCAAAAAAAAUGCAGAAGAAUAAUGUAGUUUAGAAAUCAUGCUGUCACUGCCAAACAGAAACCUCCAGGAGAAAACAAAAUGAAUAGCAGAGGCCAAUUCAAUAGAAUUAAUCUUUUGAUAGAUUUUUAACAGCUAUGGGUACAUUAAUAAUUUCAGUGUGGACCAGGCAUCCUAAUUAUAUUUUAAAUGAAGUGUUACAGCAUAUUUUAAGCAACUCUUUUUUAUCUAUAUUCCUGAUAUUUCAUACAGAAGACACAGAAACCUUUCAUUUCUCUUUAACACUAGCAAAGCAUUUCUCUUUGCUAAGGACUGGCUAAUUGAAAUAGUUCUCAGUCUUUGAUGUACAGAUUCAUAGCACUGCUUUUUGUCUGUAAUCAUAGCUCAUAAUGGCAAAAACAAAUAAAUAAGUGAAAGCCGUGCAUGCCAAUUCUGUGUUUGAAUUAGCAGAUAUGAAGAUUUCCUUAUUUGUUUGUAAUUGUUCAGAUAUUUUGAAAGGUGCAACUUUCAAAGCCAAGCUGCUCUUUGGCUACUGAAUGACUUGUAGUCAUUCUUGCACUCUAACUGGAAUGAGCUUGCUGUGUGUAUGUGUGUGUAUCUGCAUCUGCAUCAUAAUUAGGAGAUUCUAUAGGACACCUUGACAUGGAUUGGUGGCAACUUGAUGGCAUUGCUGAUGUGCACUGUGUAGGGGGGGACCUACUGAUGGAAGGGGUAGCUCAGAUGCCCCAAGACAAGCUUCAGAUGUCCUCAGCUUGCCAGAAACACUUUUGUUUCAGGAAAAGUCCAGAGGCUGGUAGUACUGGAUCCGGUUAAAUUGAUCUUUGAAGAACCUAAAAUUGUGAGGAUUUCUUAUUGCCUACCCUCUUUUAGUUGUAGACCUGUUAGAAACCAUUAAGAAGCCUGUUUUACUCACAUGCUAAUUCUUUCUAGACACUCAGGGUUUUCUUAGUGCCUCCCAGAACAGUCUCUAAUUAAUUGGGAAAAAUUGGUACUGAAGAUAUGGUGGUGGGGGUAGAGAGUGGGAGGCCUAUUUCUAAACUUCAGGCUAGAGUCCCAAAACCUCCACUCAUGGUCUCUCUCCAGAUUUCUUGCUGAGAGAUCAUUUCAUCUAAUACCUUCAUUUGAAGAUGAGGAAAUGGAGGCCCGGGGAUGCUAAGUGACCUGAUGUUUAAAAGCUGGACCAGGUGAAGAAUUCAUAUUUCUACAUGCCCAGGACCUGUGCUAGCUCUCUGAGCAUUUCCUUCUGUGUGGCAUAUGUACCCCAGAAAAUACUAAAUGGAUAUAUUUUCUUUAGAAUGAUCUUCAAAACAAAAGAUUUCUAUAACAUUAGUAAAAUUUCCAUCCUUCUUUAAAUCAAUUAUAAGGAAAUGUUUCCAUACCACCAGUUCAGGGGGUCUUGGUGUAGUUCAAAUUUUCAGCCUCCAAUAAUUGCAUUUUAAAUUGGUCCAUUUUUAAGGCAUUUUUUUUUUAACUGAGCUCCUUCACCCCUGCCAAUCAUUCCCAAAUUUACCCAGUCCAGUUUUACCAUUACAGUCCCAUUGUGUCACCUUUUACACAGUUAGCAAAUAUCAAGUCAUUCAGCAAGCAUCUGCCACCUUUCUCCCCUUCUCCUUCUUUCACACACACACACAAACACAUGCACAAUCCAUCUGUUGCUUGUUCCUACCUCCUGAUUUUUCUCCCCUAUGGAAGUAGAACUAGGGACAAAGAAGGGGAAAAUGUAUAUAUGGGGGCUGGGCUGGACAACUUCAUAAGUAGUGUUAAUUAGGGGUAAAUUGAGAGAAAAGUUCCUUUUCUCUUCACUGUUUUGGAAAGGAUAGCCAUUAGCAUGACUGCUUUGUGUCCAUAUGGACGUCAGAAUUAGUCUAGAUUGAAUCAUAGAGUUUUCUAGCUGGAAGGAACUUUAAGAUCACAUCAUUUACUCCAAAUACCUCAUUUUUCAGGCCAGGAAAUGGAGAUGCAGAAGUAAAAGUAAUUUCCCCAAGGUCACACAUCUGGCUAGGGGUAGGGCUGGGAUUAGAACCCACAUCUCCUGGCUUUUUUUCCAGGGUCUUUUCCCACUAAACUGUAUUGCCUUUCACUAGGCUCCUGAGAAUUCUUUCCCAGGGUCAUGUUGCAUCUUGAAGCCAUAUGCUACUACCCUGACCUCAGUGGGAAAUUCACCCAGCAACCUAAUACAGCUCUUUCUCCCCAUAUUCACAUGAUUCCCAUCCACAUGGACUGCAGAUGUCCCCAGAGAGACAGAGGCAUUGAGGAGCAACAGGGUCCCCAGCCUUGUCUAUCCAAAACAGGGGAUCACUGCCCCACGUUGGGGAGCCCUCAGAAGAGCCUCUUGAGCUCCUGCUCUGUCCAAGUGGAAUGGAGGAAGAUUGUUUUUCCUUGUCAGCUCACUUCAUGUUAUCGCGUACUGAUUGGUCUUCCCAGGCCGAGGGAAAUAUUUCUUGUUUCCAGAGCAGGGAAAGGAAGAAAGGAAAAGGGAACAAUUGCUUUGUUCCUCCUGAUUUUGUGAGGUGACUUUUCAGCAUUUUAAAAAUUUUUGUGGCUGCCAUCUUCCGGCAGUGAUUUCUUUUAAAAUAUGGGAGCAAAACAGCUAGAGGAAAUACCCUAGUCUUGCUGUGGUUGUCCCCUUCCACAAUGUCCCCAUAGCCAUCCUGCCCUGAGUGGGGUUAAUUUCCAGGUAUAAGCAAGGGGAUUUUUGACUAAAAUGUACCCUGGCUGAUGUGAAACAUUGGCUCCUUGUGUUUGCAACAAAAUAGUAGGCUGUGUGCUCUAUAUGCCACACCCAUCUUCUUGUGUACGCUGCUCCUGUGAACUUCCACAGCAGAAACUGGGGCCACAAGGUCUGAACACAUUUUCCUUGCAGCAGAGCUCUUCCUGGGAACUAGGGGAUAUACGUUAGUUCUGUUCCAAGAGACCUCCUUCCAGGCUUACCCUACUUCUCAGUAACUUUUCUUUCCCUCCUUCUCCUUCUCCCCAAUCAGAAGUAGACAAAGACCUUUAAAGUAUAUGUGUAGCUAUCUGAAGAAGGCAAGAAGAGGGUCUGCAGACUCUAGAUCCUUCUUAGAAUCAAUCACCUGACCCGAAUCUUAGACCAACAAUCCAGUGCUUGCCUUGGACAAAAUUGUGUCUGCUUCACCAUUUCCUUCAAUACUCUGGGUAACGAUGCCCCCGAGUACCCUCUGCUUUUGUACUAAAUGGGUUUUCUCUUUUUUAAAACACAUAUCCCUGAGACAGUGGAUCAAGCAUGCCAAUGUCUCCAAAAUGAGCUCUAGCACACUGAUGAAGAUGUCCCAAAGAUCAGCCCAGCUCAGCAUCUAUGCCAAGAGAUUUCCCCAGACAGAGGCAUGGGAUGGAGGGGUUUGAAUGACCUCCUUCACUGUCCAGUUUGCUAUGAAAAUUAAAAAAAAAACUUUGGAGAUUUUUUUAAAGCCAUGGGACCCUGUCCUUGGCCACUUGGGGCUACCUGGAUCCCCACAGCCAGGUCUCAUUCAUAAUUGCAUUAAGGGAUUUGGCUUUUAGGCCCUAACUAGUUUUGGAGCUUAUUUGGGGAAAGAGUGGGGUUGGAGUCCUUUGGUUUGAGACCUGGAACCCAGCGUUGGCUAGCAGACCUCACUUCUUGCCUAAGUAAGGAGCUGGAAGCUCUGGUCACACAGAAAAUGCAUUUCUAAACCCACAGAACACUGAUUCCAGUGGGAAGCACAAUAGCGGCUGGGACUGUUAGGGGCUUCUCGUAGCUCUUCCCAUUUUUUCUUCUCAGAAACUGGAGAAAUCCCUCUCCAUCAGCCUGUCUUUCAGUAUGCCUGGCUGAAGAAUUUUGCCCCCCCAUCCCUUCAGAAAAAGGUGGCUUUUUUCUCUGUCUCCUCCACCCUGGUUCCCAGAGCUGGCCUCCAUCUUUAUACACAGUCUCUUGGUAUUGUUUCCCCAUUAAGAACCAGCUUGUGCCAGCUCCCCUGGAAGGCACAGAAAGGGAAAGCCCCAUAUUGUCUUCAUGACCCACACAGUCCCAUCCUGGUGCCUCUGAGCUCGUGUUAGCUAUACUUUCCAAUGGAGUGGCCAGUCCAGGAAGUAGCAGCAGGGAACAGUGCAAGACUAAAUACUAGGCUAGUCAUCCAUCCAUUCUGGCUGUUAGCAUAGGUAUUCUCUCAUGUGGUCACUCCAUGAACAUGUCUUCUUUAGAAGAAUGCCUAUGGAAUCAAUUACACUGCUAAUGGAUGGGAUAAGACACAUGUACUGAAAAAGUCAGAAAUACUUAGUACAUUCAGUUGUCAUACUGGUUUCCCCAUUCAUGCUAAGGAUCCAUGCAGACCUCCCACUAUGGCCUAGCUAGUGUGACACUGGUUAUCAUUUGAGAAGACUUUUGGGUCCCUUUUUAUCUGCUUAACUUUUCAUCUCUUACUUUAUAGGCUUGAACAUCUGGAAUCAGAACAAUCUUGUCUUACCUUGGAGGUCUGAGGCUAGGGGACGGUAGAAUUUCCAUUGGGAAUUAAAGCAUCUUACUGCUCUUGAUAAGAAGGGCAGGCUCAUUGGGAGAAGUCAGAUGGCCCAACAGAAGUCAGAGCAAAUGCCUUAUAAACCAAGGCAAAGAUUUGAAGGUAUUGGAACUUCUCAUUUCUGGGUUAGUAACCUGAAGAAGGGUUUUUGCCACUCUUUACCUCUCCUGUGCAUUUCUUUUUAUAUCUCUAGUUCACUAUAUUUGCUCUCAGUUUUAUAUUCUUUGUAUCACUCUCUCUCUUUACACAGUACAAACAUCUAUCCUUCAUCCUCCGCAAUUCUUCUCUUUCUCUCCCUCUUUUUAUUUUUUCCUUCUCUCCUGUCUAGGUGUUAGGCAUAUGCCUCUUCAUAGUCCUCUAAUUUUGCAUUGAGAGUGAUGAGAAGUUAUUUCCAGACUCAAACAGCCCUGUCCCUAUCCCAGUCCAGUCAGAAGUAUAUUGGUAGGAAUCAAUCCUGGCCUUUCUUCUCCACUCUCAGACUUAAUCCCCCUUAGCAGAUCCUCCCAAGAAGUUUCCUGAUAGCUCAUGUAUCUUUGAGUCUUUACCUUCCAAGCACUGUACAGAAUUCUUUGUGGUUCCUUUUUAUCUCCCAUUUUAUGGAGCAUUGAAGCAUGCUCAGAGAAAUAAUCAGUUGAACAGAAAAAUCCACCCAUGGAUUCAUAUUAGCAAUAUGCUAUUAACUGUCUUUGUUUAAUUUGUCAUACUUAAGAAAGCUGCAAUAUAAUAUAUUGAGGGACCAUAGGUAUGUUCUCCUGUCAUU